Molecule: messenger RNA, 309 nt
Organism: Notothenia coriiceps (black rockcod)
Lineage: Eukaryota; Metazoa; Chordata; Actinopteri; Perciformes; Nototheniidae
Product: valine--tRNA ligase-like
Exons: 3
Biological process (GO): valyl-tRNA aminoacylation
Cellular component (GO): cytosol
Molecular function (GO): valine-tRNA ligase activity; ATP binding
Source: RefSeq, a predicted model, not a curated record
AAAAAGGCCAAACCGGAGAAGAAGGAGCUGGGAGUAAUCUCAUACAGCGUCCCCACGGCCCCCGGGGAGAAAAAAGAUGUGAUAAGCCCGCUCCCUGACUCCUACAGUCCUCAGUAUGUGGAGGCGGCCUGGUAUCCGUGGUGGGAGAAGCAGGGAUUCUUCAAGCCUGAGUACGGGAGGAAGAGUAUCAGCGAUGCUAACCCUCGCGGUGUCUUCAUGAUGUGCAUCCCUCCCCCUAAUGUGACCGGAUCCCUCCACCUGGGUCACGCUCUCACCAACGCCAUUCAGGACUCUCUGACCAGAUGGUAA